ACAAAAAUAAGCACAAUUUAUGAAGUGUAUCAAUCAGUUAUAGAAUAAUGUAAACGGUCGCAGUAGUAAUAAAGGCUGAUUUCUUUUUUACGGUUUAGUUUUAACUUGUAACAGGUCUUUUCAUUACAAUAGAAUCUUAUUGAUUUUUAGUGUAUCAAAAUUUUGCAACGGAAUAUUCCAACUUGCAACAGAUCUACAAUCGUUCGUUGCUUGAAUUGAGCACAUGAGCUGAUAGACCAGCAAACAAUAAUCAAUCAGUUAUAUCUUAAACUCGGUUAGUUGAAGUGCGUGUUCGUGUGCGUCGUGGUCGCGGUCUCGUGUAUCGGUAUCACGUGUUUAUAGCACAUUUUGUCAACACUUCAAAACGAAGAGGGAAGAGGCAGUAGUCAGACAGCGACAGCUAGCAGCAAUCUACGCCUGAGGCCAUGCAUUCAGCCAGAUGAGAAGCAGAAACGUCGGGCAUUAUUAGUGUUGUGUCCAGUGUGUGUUGUUGGAUCCUAUCAAACAUGACGACUGUUAAUCUCUUCACGGUUGUCCAAGUCUUGCUGUUGGCCGUCCUAGCUUCAAGUGCUACCAAUAACGCUUACAAAUCUCUUCCACCAACCUGUCAAAGUGACAUCUACUGCCAUGGUCCUCUAAUCCACACCGUGCAGAUGGCAUCCAUUUUCCCCGAUUCAAAGACAUUCGUCGACAUGAAAAUGAAGUACAGCCGAAACGAAACACUGCGAAGGUUCAGUAAUAUGAUGAAGAAGACAGAUAACGCACCUUCGCGUCACGAGGUGGAGAUUUUCGUGAAUGAAACUUUCGACCCGGCUGGAUCAGAGUUCGUUGAUUACGAGCCCGAAGACUGGAUACAGAAGCCGGCGUUCUUGGAGAAGGUGCUCAAUCCAGACCUGAGGCAGUGGGGGAGUCAGCUGAAUUUGUUGUGGAAGUUUCUGGGGAGGAAGAUGAAGGAUGACGUGAAAGUGAAUCCUGAGAAAUACUCGAUUAUCUACGUGCCACACCCAGUGAUCGUGCCAGGUGGACGGUUUAGAGAGUUCUACUACUGGGACUCCUACUGGAUAAUUCGUGGCCUCCUCUACUCGCAGAUGUACUCGACUGCGCGGGGCAUGAUUCACAACUUCGUGACAAUCGUCGACCAGUAUGGCUUCAUCCCUAACGGGGGUCGCAUCUACUACGCCAUGCGCUCUCAGCCCCCUCUGCUCGCUCCCAUGGUCAAAAGCUACCUAGAUGUCACGCAUGAUCUGCAGUUCCUCAAGGACAACAUUCACACCCUGGAGAAAGAGUUCGAGUUCUGGAUGAUGAACCGGACCACGCAAAUCGAGAAGGAUGGUCACACUUACACCCUGGCCAGGUACAAUGAUCAGUCCAGGGGUCCUCGUCCUGAAUCCUACAGGGAAGACUACUCGAGCGCACAAUCAUUCCGGACAGAAGGAGAAAAGGAAAUCUAUUAUGGAGAACUGAAAACGGCUGCCGAGUCGGGCUGGGAUUUUUCCAGUCGCUGGUUCGUUCUUAAUGGAACAAAUAAAGGAAACCUGACAAAUUUGAAGGGCUCCUCAAUCAUCCCAGUUGAAUUAAAUGCUAUCAUUUACUGGAACGCAAAACUGCUGGCUGAGUUCAACAAAGAGCUGGGCAUGACUGAUGCAUGCCAAGCUGGAUACAGGUGACAUCUGUUAGCAUGGCCUCAUGCUUGUAUUAACGUUCUUUGGCACGAAGAAGUGGGGGCCUGGCUGGACUAUGACAUCAUCAACGAGAAGAAAAGAGACUACUUUUACCCAACAAACAUCUCCCCGCUCUGGACCAACUGCUAUGACACCGACAAGAAAACCUACUUCAUUUCGAAAAUUAUGAAAUAUUUGGAGAAGACAAACAUCGAUGUGAAUCAGGCUGGAGUGCCGACUACCUUGGAGCACUCCGGAGAGCAAUGGGACUACCCCAACGCUUGGCCACCUCUGCAGUAUAUCCUGAUAAUGAGUCUCGAUACAACAGGGGACGAAUGGUGUCGAGAGAUCGCUUACGAAUUCGCCGAGAGAUGGGUCCGAUCUAACUACAAGGCAUACAAUGAAACAAAUGCCAUGUAUGAGAAGUACGAUGCUACCGUACUGGGAGGACAUGGGGGUGGUGGCGAAUAUGAAGUUCAAUUGGGCUUUGGCUGGACCAAUGGCGUAAUUAUCGAAUUGCUCGACAAAUACGGUCACAAACUGACACCCGAACAACAAGCGACGGCAGGAUCUGAACCCCACACUGGUGCCAGCAUUUCUGCUUCUGGAUUCUCGUCAUCAUCUGUCUCUACAAUCACUCAACUGCUCACAGCGAUACUAGCUCUAUUAGCUACCUUUGCUGCUGGAUGUAUAGGAUUGAGACUCAGCGACCCUAGAUUCUAUAAAACAUUACUGAUGUACAGAAGGAGGUGUGAAUACAGUUCUGUGAGGGCUGCUUCAGCUGGCAGACGGCCAACACCUGAUAAUAGGAAAAAACUGCUCAAGAAUCGCAUUGGCACCAAUUAUAUGGAAUUGAAGGAUCUAAAACCAUGUGACUAGAAUAAUAAUAUCGAUUCUAAUACUCUAUACCACCUGGACUACAACAUUACGUUAACGAACUAACUUACAUUAUAAUCAUACAAAGAAAAAUACACAGAUAAAAAGUUGAAUACUGUUCUACCUCUCUUCAAAGUUUUAAAAGUUGCCUCAUAGUCUUCCUUAUAUUGCCGUUAUAGAUUAGAGGUUUUCCUCAAAUAUGAGAGUCAAUAUCCGUUUAUAAAAUGCAUAAAGUAUUUAAAAUCAACUCAUGAUAAGUGUAAGACUUUAACCCGAAGUUCCUUCAACACAAAGCUUUACUCUUGUUAUCAGAUAGUAUUAAAUUCUCCAUUAUUAAAUAGAAGUGAUGCUUUUCUAUGCACGUAAUUAUAUAGUUAUUGGAGAGCUGAAAAAUUAUAAUUCCUCACUAGUUAUGCUUUGUGAUCGAAUUAAAAAUAGAUAAUUAUUUUAGCCCAUGAUAACAUUUUCUACUUUUGAUAAUUGUUAUAUUUUUAUUAGCAUUGACAAUGACAGUAUAAUUUUGAGGUUACUCUCACAUUGUUUACAAUAGUUUUAAUUUAUUGAAAAUUAUUAAUAAAAUAAAAUAUAUUUUUUGAAUUGAUUAAUAAAAUAUUUGACUAUAUUGUACUUGACUAAUUAUACUUGACUAGUAAAUUUUUGGUUAUCAAAAUACGGUACCGGUAGCGGCUGAUUUCGAAUGAAAUUCAUAUCAGCAAUUAAUCAAAACAACAAUAAAGAUUAUCUUUUAACGUAUAUUCAGGCUGUCUGCUCCAAAUAAUGUUAGUAUAUCAAUAAUUAUUAAAUUAUUUGAAACUG
Molecule: messenger RNA, 3353 nt
Organism: Nilaparvata lugens (brown planthopper)
Lineage: Eukaryota; Metazoa; Arthropoda; Insecta; Hemiptera; Delphacidae
Product: trehalase
Exons: 10
Biological process (GO): trehalose catabolic process
Molecular function (GO): alpha,alpha-trehalase activity
Source: RefSeq, a predicted model, not a curated record